Molecule: messenger RNA, 385 nt
Organism: Lentinula edodes (shiitake mushroom)
Lineage: Eukaryota; Fungi; Basidiomycota; Agaricomycetes; Agaricales; Omphalotaceae
Exons: 1
Source: RefSeq, a predicted model, not a curated record
UGUUCGAAGAAAAUAUUCAACCAUCUCAAUCGCAGUAAUAUGGCGCCUUGGACCAGAGUGCAAUGUCAUCGAAGAUACUUCCUCUACCUUCUGAUAUUAUCCUGGUUUUCAACAAACAUUCUUCAUCCUCGGCUCCUCAAUCCCCAAAGCCUCUUUCUAGUGCUCAGUUCUGUGAACCGCCAUCUGUGACCAGCUCUACCACUCAUAUGCUGCUUGCUGCCAAUGCCUAUAUGCUGCGAGUGGAGUAUUGUUCACGAUUAUGCUUGAUCAAACUCGAGGAUCUGAAGUCAGAUUUUAUCUCCAGUCAUAAUUUGAAGCGGGUCUGCGAUUUUCCUUGCAUACAAGUACUCGGGGUAACUUGACUCUCAAGAAAAGCCGCUCCAAC